Emiliania huxleyi CCMP1516 is the source of this 2199-nucleotide messenger RNA. RefSeq lists its product as hypothetical. Lineage: Eukaryota; Haptophyta; Isochrysidales; Noelaerhabdaceae. The coding region runs from base 1 to 2199 and encodes 732 amino acids. The record is from RefSeq and is a predicted model, not a curated record. The transcript has 2 exons.
AUGAACAAGCUCGUCGCUCACCCAGAUCUGUGGCGCCUCCUUAUGUCCGUCCCUGAGGGCCAGGAGUGGGUUGCCAACAUCGAAAAGUCGAGCUCGCCGGCCGAGCUCUCCGCCUGGACCAAGUUUUGGGACGCCGGCGAGGAGGUCGCCAAGGGCACCGGUGUCACCGACAUCAAGCGCAUGCACUUUAUGAUGUCGCUGCUGCUCAUGACGCAGCACGAGUCGGUCUUGCGCAUGGCUAAGAUGGAGGACAAGAACAAGAACGGCCUCUUCGGCCGUUUCCUCAUCACCUUCUACGAGAAGAACGCCUUCGACUUCUCCUCCAUUCUCGGUGCCGACUACAAGGACCUGCUGUCGGACGAGGGCAAGCAGAAAAUGGCGCCGCUGAUCGGCGCGCUCACGGAGCGGGCGAUGAAGCUCCUCAUGGCGGCGUGGGUUGCGGACGAGUUCCCGCCGCUCUCGGUCCUCUCAGCGUAUCAGGAGCAGACGCGCGACACGGCUGCGCGGCGGGCCGAGGCGGCGGCUGCGCAGCGGGCCGAGGCGGCGGGCGAGGAGGGCGAGGAGGGCGAGGAGGCGGCGCAGGCCAGCGAGGAGGACGAGGAGCCGACCGCGUCGCAGCUCUCUGCGGCGGGGGCUGACUACAGCGUCCUCAACUACGCGGACAUCAACAAUGGCACAGGCGUGCAGGGGGUGGACCGGGCGCCGCUCUCGGAGGAGGGGCAGGAGGAGGAGGGCGAGGACACCGUCCCCCCUCCGAGCCUCACCUCCUCCGGCCGGUCGUCGUUGGGCUCCUCGCGCCGCUCGUCGUUGGGCGCCGCCGACGGUGCGCCGCCGCCGCAGGAGUCGAUGGAGAUGCAGAGGAAGCGGUUCGCGACGGAGACAUCGACCAUGAUGCCGGACGUUCCCGGUGGCGCGCACGCCCUCCUCGUCGCCGCACUCGAGUGCUACGACAACGAGUACAUGCGGCAGAGCAGCGGCCCCGACGGGCCAGGCAAGGCCGGCUACGUGGCCGCCGCAGGCAAGGGUGGCACACACAUGCUGCGCCGCUGCCCCACGUUGGCCCGUCUCCGCAAGGGCGCGGAGCUCCUUUCGAUGCUUCAGGGCGUCCGCCGCAUGCCUAUCGUCGACUCCGACGGCGGCCCGCUCUUCCUCAAAAAGCUGAUCGCGGCCAUGCAGGAGCGCAAAGACCUCAAGCUCGGCUGCGACUAUCUCGCCGGGGACCCCAACGGCGCUGGGCUUGUGGCCACCGUCGACCGGGCGUCCACGUACCUCGCCUUCAUCACCGGGCAGUUGCUUCUCAAGUCGAGCUACGCCGCCGUGGUCGCGGGCAAGGACGUGCUGCCUCCGGUCGCCAACGUGCCGUCGGUCGUGGCCGUGCCGACGUCGGCAGCGGAGGCGGGCGGACAGGGGUCCGCCGGCCGGACGCCUGGCCCCGCCACCGACAUGCUGGGGCGCGCUCGCAAGAUCAUGGUCACCGACAGCUUUUUCGUCACGCCGAGCGAGUUGCCCAAGCACUGCACCCUCGAGCAGUUUCGCGAGGCGGCCGAGCACCUCGAGAGCAACGGGCUCGCGCUCCUCUUCUCUGAGGUGAUUGGCUUUGGGCCGGCGCAGAACAUGGUCACGCUCCUAGGACAUGGCACCAUGAUCCGCACCGGCUGCAAGGUCACCUUCGUCGUCAAGAUGCUGUCCUACGUGGGCUGCGACGAGAGCCUCGCGCGGGCGCAUCUCUCUGCCGCCGAGGCCAGCGACUACGACGCGCUUCUGCACCAGUCGACCGGCGUCGCUCGCACGGCCAAGGAGAAGAUGCUUCGGCUGCUCACUUACAUGGCCUCGGUGGCGGCGCUGGCUGGACGGCUCGACACGCUCGCCGAGCCGGGCGCCAUCCGAUCGGCGGCGCUCACGGCGUACCAGUUCUCGGGCGGCUCCCUCUCUGCGCUGACCACCGCCGCGCAGAAGCUGACGCAGCGCAACCUCGACGGGAAAAAAAGGCGGGCGCUGCUGGAGGCCAAGGCGAAGAACGAGGCGCUGGACCGGCUGGCCAUCCUCACCAAGAAGAAGCUCGAGCCGGCCAAGUACUCGAGCCUGGAGCUGCUCCCGCACGUUGAGGUGCCCUCUGAGCCGGCGGGGCCCACCACCUCUACGGAUGAUUCCUCUGGCAAGCGGGCCAAGGCUGCUGGGGACAACGACGACUUCACGUAG